Molecule: messenger RNA, 899 nt
Organism: Physeter macrocephalus (sperm whale)
Lineage: Eukaryota; Metazoa; Chordata; Mammalia; Artiodactyla; Physeteridae
Product: exportin-2-like
Exons: 5
Biological process (GO): protein import into nucleus; protein export from nucleus
Cellular component (GO): cytosol; nuclear envelope
Molecular function (GO): nuclear export signal receptor activity
Source: RefSeq, a predicted model, not a curated record
UUUUCCGUUUUCUCUUAUGUGAGGAUGAAGAGGAAGCAGGCUUAUUGGAGCUCUUAAAAUCCCAGAUUUGUGAUAAUGCUGCACUCUAUGCACAAAAAUAUGAUGAAGAAUUUCAGCGGUACCUGCCUCGUUUUGUCACAGCCAUCUGGAAUUUACUAGUUACAACAGGUCAAGAGGUUAAAUAUGACUUGUUGGUAAGUAAUGCAAUUCAGUUUCUGGCUUCAGUUUGUGAGAGACCUCACUACAAGAAUCUGUUUGAGGACCAGAACACGCUGACAAGUAUCUGUGAAAAGGUUAUUGUGCCUAACAUGGAAUUUAGAGCUGCUGAUGAAGAAGCCUUUGAAGAUAAUUCUGAGGAGUAUAUAAGAAGAGAUUUGGAAGGAUCUGAUAUUGAUACUAGACGCAGGGCUGCUUGUGAUCUAGUACGAGGAUUAUGCAAGUUUUUUGAGGGACCCGUGACAGGAAUCUUCUCUGGUUAUGUUAAUUCCAUGCUGCAGGAAUAUGCAAAAAAUCCAUCUGUCAACUGGAAACACAAAGAUGCAGCCAUUUACCUGGUGACGUCUUUGGCAUCAAAAGCCCAAACCCAGAAGCAUGGAAUUACACAAGCGAAUGAACUUGUAAACCUGACUGAGUUCUUUGUGAAUCACAUUCUCCCUGAUUUAAAAGCAGCUAAUGGUGAGUUUUGUGAAAUGUUUUUAGUACAGCUUACACUAUAUCUGCAAUUUUUUUUUUUUUUGCAGUACGCGGCCCGGGCCUCUCUCACUGUCGCAGUCUCUCCCGUACGGAGCACAGGCUCCGCGUGCGCAGGCUCAGCGGCCAUGGCUUACGGGCCUAUCCGCUCCACGGCAUGUGGGAUCCUCCCGGACCGGGGCACAAACCCAUGUCCCCCACAUUGGCAG